AAGAAAGAAAGAAAGGUGCGCAAUGCGCAUCCCAGCGCUUUAUAGCGUAGCGGAUUAUGAGGAAGAAGCUUUCAAGAUAUGAGUCCUUCUCUAGCACCGAGCAGCCCCAACCAACCACAUUGGUUCUUACAGACAGCUUCAACUUUCUUCUCCAUGGUGAUGAACCCUCUUCCGAAUUAGGGUUCAUUGGUUUAAUUAGGGCUUUUCAUAAUCAUGGCUUCCCUUUGCCUUUCUAAUCCUACUUUCGCCACUCCUUUCCUCGGGAAGAAAAUUUCUUUUCGUGGAAACUCAAAUAAGACUUAUGCCUUUGUGCAACUAAGACGCACUAGAUGUGCAGUGGAUACACCUUUAGGAGGUAAUGUCCCAAAUUUUCCUCGGACUAGGGUUUGGGAUCCUUAUAAACGUCUUGGUGUUAGCCGUGAUGCUUCUGAGGAAGAGAUAUGGGGAUCACGCAAUUUCCUCUUGCAGCAGUACUCCGGACAUGAGAGAAGUGAGGAAUCAAUAGAAGCCGCCUUUGAGAAAAUACUCAUGGCCAGCUUCCAGCACAGGAAGAAAACAAAAAUUAAUCUGAAGACCAAGUUGAAGAAGCAAGUAGAGGAGUCCCCACCAUGGGUUAAGAACUUGUUGAGUUUUGUGGAACUUCCCCCUGUUGAUGUUAUUUUAAGAAGGUUGUUCCUCUUUGCAUUUAUGGCUGGUUGGAGUAUUAUGAACUCAGCUGAAGCUGGACCUGCUUUUCAGGUGGCAAUCUCAUUAGCGGCGUGCAUAUAUUUCCUUAAUGAAAAGACAAAGAGCUUGGGAAGAGCUUUCAUUAUAGGAUUUGGUGCUCUGGUAACUGGUUGGGUAUUGGGCUCUAUUUUGGUUCCAAAUAUUCCAUCAAUUCUCUUACACCCAACAUGGACACCCGAACUCGUAACCUCACUAGUAGUAUAUGUAUUCUUAUUUCUUGGUUGCACUUUUCUCAAGUAGUGGUGGAACUUUUUGUCAUAUGACUCGGAAUAUUUGUUUCCCUUACGCCACAAAUUGAAUCAAAGUUGAGCUAACACUUUUUUUA
Molecule: messenger RNA, 1051 nt
Organism: Humulus lupulus (European hop)
Lineage: Eukaryota; Viridiplantae; Streptophyta; Magnoliopsida; Rosales; Cannabaceae
Product: protein CHAPERONE-LIKE PROTEIN OF POR1, chloroplastic
Exons: 5
Coding region: 214-966 (250 amino acids)
Cellular component (GO): chloroplast membrane
Source: RefSeq, a predicted model, not a curated record